Molecule: messenger RNA, 1156 nt
Organism: Lacerta agilis (Sand lizard)
Lineage: Eukaryota; Metazoa; Chordata; Lepidosauria; Squamata; Lacertidae
Gene: SMLR1
Product: small leucine rich protein 1
Exons: 5
Coding region: 1-420 (139 amino acids)
Source: RefSeq, a predicted model, not a curated record
AUGGCGGCAAGGUUAUUGACUGCCAUAAAUUGGAAAAGCAGCAGCGUCCCAACUAAAACAGACUGGCUAUCUAAAAUGAUGGAAUACUUCCAUAUUGCCGAACUAACAGGGAGGAUAAGAGGAGAUAUGGGUGCUCUUGUGCUCAGUCCUACUUGUGGGUUUCCCAUGGGCAUCUGGUUGGCUGUGGUGUACACCCUGACAGCUUUUGUCAGGGAGCUGCCUGGAUGGCUUCUCUUCAUUGGAAUUUUCCUGCCAGUGACUCUGCUCCUGCUCCUGCUCCUUUCCUACCUGAGGGUUAAGCUACGAGAGGUGGACCAGGAGCUCUACCUAAUUCAUAAUCCCACUGAUGCUGCUACCAUUGAAACCUAUGUCAAAUACUACAAACAGGGAAGCGGUAAAAGGAAACCAAGAUCAUCCUAAGAAAUUGAUCUGAAUCUUUAUGAAAACCUGAAGAGGACAGAGAAGAAGAAAGGCAGAGAUAUUGAACCCUAGGACGAUGUGCCUGAUAAAGGAUCCCUUACUCUUCUACCAUUUACCUCGGAGCAACAAAUUAUUUGCUGUGAAACAUCAAUGUCACUAUGCGAUGCCUCUCCAUUUACUUUGAGCUGCUCUUCCACCCUCUCUUCCUUCAGGCCUUGCUUAUCCAGUUUUGCCGGGUGUCCCUCUCCGGGUGUCUUGGUGGAUACUUCAUUCGCCUGGACCAACAUUUCUGUCACCGGUAUGUGCGUAACUGUUGCUUGAAAUGGACUGGCUUCUUGUGAAAUUUCUGCACACACUGUUGCCUGUGCAUUGUGUUCCCCCUCCUCUAUGAUAACUUCAUUUUCUUCUAUUUCUUCUUUUAUGGCACCCUGAGUCAUCCGUUGGUGUGGCUGAUAUUCUCCUACUUCAUCUUCACUCUCACUACUGCUGCUACUUGAUGACAACGAUGAAGAAUCCUUCUUUGAUAGGUGCUCCAUCUUCUGAGUUUGCCCACCACCAGAGACAAGUUGUGUUUUGCCUCUGUUGGUAUCGGCAGUGACUACUGUCUCUUCUAUGCCAACCUCUGCCUGCUUCUUCUCCACUACGUUCAGAGUCUCAUGCGAACUCUGCACAAAACAAAUGGAUGAGGAAAAACAAAAAGUAGAAAACAUGAAUAAAUAAAAUAAUGAACAUAAAA